This is a messenger RNA of Aaosphaeria arxii CBS 175.79, 3562 nucleotides long. Its product is annotated as N-acetyltransferas-like protein. Bases 250 to 3459 code for a protein of 1069 amino acids. The record is from RefSeq and is a predicted model, not a curated record. The transcript is spliced from 3 exons. Lineage: Eukaryota; Fungi; Ascomycota; Dothideomycetes; Pleosporales. Gene Ontology annotation, biological process: rRNA acetylation involved in maturation of SSU-rRNA. Gene Ontology annotation, molecular function: 18S rRNA cytidine N-acetyltransferase activity; tRNA binding; ATP binding. Gene Ontology annotation, cellular component: nucleolus; 90S preribosome.
CCUUUUUCGCAUUUCCAAAAAUUUCGAGCCAAGAUUUCGCGGAGAGAGCUUUCGAACAAACCACACCUCAAGACCUCAGGACCUUUUUUUUGCGCCACGGCUCACAGCAGCAAAAAGUCACAGGUAGUCGCACCCAGAACAUAGUUUGCGACUUAAUUCGGCGACAUCACCUCGUGAACGAAGGAAAGGAAGGGGUCCAUUGAGACUGCUGUUGCAAGGCAGGCGGGCGGCGGAAACGACAACGAAAAGAUGCCGAAGAAAGCGAUUGACUCUCGGAUCCCGGCGCUGAUUCGCAAUGGCGCGCAGGAGAAGAAGCGGAGUUUCUUCGUGGUCGUGGGCGAUCGCCAGAAGGAUGUCAUCGUGAACUUGUACCACAUCCUUUUGAACGUCGACAUCAAGUUGAACAAGAACGUGCUAUGGGCAUACAAGAAUAAGCUAUUGGGAUUCUCAAGUCAUCGACAAAAGCGCGAGAGGAAGAUCAAGAGCGAAAUCAAGCGCGGGAUCCGCGACGCCGACACCGAAGACCCGUUCGAGCUAUUCGUUUCGUCGCAGAACAUCCGCUAUGUCUACUACAAGGAGACCGAGAAGAUCCUGGGCAACACCUACGGCAUGUGCAUCCUGCAGGACUUCGAAGCAAUCACACCCAACUUGCUUGCGCGGACGAUCGAGACCGUGGAGGGAGGUGGAAUCGUGCUUUUGCUGCUCAAGGGAAUGAACAGCUUGAAGCAGCUGUACACAUUGUCCAUGGACAUCCACUCGAGAUAUCGCACGGAGGCUCACAGCGAUGUGGUCGCGCGGUUCAAUGAGCGCUUCAUCUUGUCGCUUGGAAAGUGCGAGUCGUGCUUGGUGGUCGACGAUGAACUUAACGUGUUGCCCAUCUCCGGCGGCAAGCAUGUCAAACAGCUACCCCCACCGGACCCGGAAUUGGAGGGCAAGACGCCCAAAGCGAAAGAGUUGGAAGAGAUCAAAGAGUCCCUUGCAGAUUCCCCACCCGUUGGAGACCUCGUCAAGCUCGCGAAAACCGUCGACCAGGCUAAAGCGGUUCUCACCUUCGUUGACGCGAUCGCGGAGAAGACGCUGCAGAGUACUGUCACAUUGACCGCUGGACGUGGUCGAGGAAAGUCGGCCGCGCUCGGUGUCGCAGUCGCGGCAGCUAUUGCCCACGGCUACAGCAACAUCUUCAUCACAUCUCCAAGUCCCGAGAACUUGAAGACACUCUUCGAAUUCGUUUUCAAGGGCUUUGAUUCCCUAGGCUACAUGGACCAUCAGGACUACACUAUCAUGCAAUCGACCAACCCCGACUUCAACAAGGCCAUCGUCCGAGUCAACGUGCACAGACAACAUCGCCAGACCAUUCAAUACAUCCAACCGCAGGACGCUUACACCCUAGGACAGGCCGAGUUGGUCGUCAUCGACGAGGCUGCAGCCAUCCCACUACCUUUGGUCCGAAAGCUCAUGGGACCCUACCUAGUCUUCAUGGCAUCGACAAUCAACGGCUACGAAGGAACCGGCCGCUCGCUCUCCCUCAAACUCAUCCAGCAGCUUCGCGAGCAAUCGAGAGGCCGCGCAGCCAACGGCGCCAACCAGGUCGUCGACCGCACCACGGGCAAGGAAUCCAAGGACGGAACCGAGACCUCCAUGUCAGGCCGAUCGCUCCGCGAGAUCACACUGUCCGAGCCCAUCCGAUACGCGCCAGGGGACCAGGUCGAAAGAUGGCUGAACGACGUCCUCUGCCUUGACGCCACUCUCCCACGGAACAAAUUGGCUGCACAGGGUUGCCCACAUCCUUCGGAAUGCCAAUUGCUCUUCGUCAACCGCGAUACCCUCUUCUCCUUCAACCCCGCAGCUGAGAAGUUCCUGCAGAAGAUGAUGGCACUGUACGUCGCGAGUCACUACAAGAACUCCCCCAACGACCUCCAACUCAUGUCCGAUGCCCCCGCCCAUCAACUCUUCGUCCUCGUCCCCCCGGUCACAGAGGACAACAAGCUCCCCGAGCCGCUCUGCGUCGUGCAAGUAGCGCUCGAAGGCCAAAUCAGCAAAGAAAGCGUCCUGAGCGGCCUCAGUCGCGGACAGCGGGCUGGCGGCGACCUCAUCCCCUGGCUCGUCUCGCAGCAAUUCCAGGACGAGAACUUCGGCGGCCUCUCGGGCGCCCGCGUCGUCCGCAUUGCUACGAACCCGGACUACAUCAACAUGGGCUACGGCGCCCGCGCACUGGAGCAACUCGUCGACUUCUACGACGGAAAGAUCGCGAGUCUCUCCGAACACGAGCUCCACGACGUCCCCGGGAUGAGGCGAGUGACAGAGGCCGAGCUGGAAAGCGCAACGCUGCUAAAAGACGACGUCAAAGUGCGAGAAGCAAAAGACAUGCCCCCGCUCUUCGCGCGCCUCUCCGAACUCAAGGCCCCGCAGCUCGACUACAUCGGCGUGUCCUACGGCCUCACGCAGCAACUCCACAAGUUCUGGAAGCGCGCGUGCUUCGUGCCCGUGUACCUCCGGCAGACGCCCAACGAGCUGACCGGCGAGCACACGUGCGUGAUGCUGCGGUCCCUCGAGACGACGUCCUCCGACGGCAGCUGGGUCGCCGCCUUCGCGCGCGACUUCCAGCGCCGCUUCCUCUCCCUGCUGUCCUACCAGUUCUCCACGUUUCCGUCCAUCACCGCGCUCUCGAUCGACGAGUCCGCGACCUCGGGCUCCAAACUCGAUUCUUCGUACUUCGCGCGGCCCCUCAAGAAGGCUGAACUCGACGAAUUGUUCUCCCCCUUCGACCUCAAGCGCCUCGACUCCUACGCGAACAACAUGCUCGACUACCACGUCAUCCUCGACCUGCUCCCCCCGAUCGCCCUGCUCUACUUCACCGGCCGCCUGAAGGGCCUCGUCAAGAUGAGCGGCGUCCAGAACGCCCUCCUCCUGUCCAUCGGCCUCCAGCGCAAGGAGUUCUCCGACGUCGAGAAGGAAAUGGGCCUCAAUUCCAGCCAGCUGCUCGCCAUGUUCGUCAAGGUGAUGCGCAAGAUCUCGACGGCGUUCCGCGGCAUCGUCGAGGGCGCCGUCGAGCAGUCCAUGCCGCAGGUCAUGGAAGUCGACGAGAAUGGCGUUGAUGGCGAUGCUGAUGGCGACGCUGAGGCGCGGAAGUUCCAGCCGCUGGAGCAGACGCUCGACGACGAGCUCCAGGAGGCUGGGGAUGAGAUCGAUCGUCUUGAGAAAGAGCGUGCGAGGAGCUUGAUCGAUGCUCUGCCUCUUGAGAAGUACGAGAUCGGCUCCGGUGCGACCGACUGGACGGAUGCGGAACGCCAGAUCCGCAGCGCGACCAAGGGCGGCGGCAAGAGCAUGACCGUCAGUGUGAAGACCGGCAAGGACAAGAAGAGGAAGGCGGGCGAGGGACUCGAAGAAGCCCACAAGGAAGCCGACAAGUUCAAGGAGGGCGGCAAGAAGAAGAAGAGCAAGUUCGGCAAGGGGAAAUAAAUAAAAAGUUGGACAGUGACGUCUUAGCAAUGUAGCAUAAAGCAAAAAAGCGGCGUAUAGGCGCGAGAGUUGGUGGGACAUGGCAUUCUGUAUUUUGUUGUCU